Messenger RNA from Psammomys obesus (fat sand rat), 1533 nucleotides. RefSeq names its product mediator complex subunit 19 (gene Med19). The record is from RefSeq and is a predicted model, not a curated record. Gene Ontology annotation, cellular component: mediator complex. NCBI's taxonomy places the organism in Eukaryota, Metazoa, Chordata, Mammalia, Rodentia, Muridae. Gene Ontology annotation, biological process: positive regulation of transcription by RNA polymerase II. Gene Ontology annotation, molecular function: transcription coregulator activity; transcription factor binding. Bases 61 to 795 code for a protein of 244 amino acids. The transcript has 5 exons.
GAGUGCUGUGGGACGAAAGUCGUUAACGCCAGAGCCCGGGUGAAGCGGGAGCGGAGGGCCAUGGAGAACUUCACGGCGCUGUUCGGGGCUCAGACUGACCCCCCGCCGCCGCCGAGCGCCCUGAGCUUCGGGCCGGGGAAGCCGCCGCCGCCGCCGCCGCCUCCUCCGGGAGGGGGUCCGGGCUCGGCCCCGCCCCCGACGGCGACCUCGGCCUCCGCGGGAGCCGAGAAGUCGGCGGCCGGAAGCGGCCCCUUCUACCUUAUGCGGGAAUUGCCAGGCAGCACAGAGCUGACGGGCAGCACCAAUUUAAUCACACACUACAACCUGGAACAGGCCUAUAAUAAGUUCUGUGGCAAGAAAGUGAAGGAGAAGUUAAGUAAUUUCCUGCCUGACCUGCCAGGGAUGAUUGAUCUCCCUGGCUCCCAUGACAACAGCAGCCUCCGCUCUCUCAUAGAGAAGCCUCCUAUUCUUGGUGGCUCUUUUAAUCCCAUCACAGGGACUAUGCUGUCUGGUUUCCGCCUCCACACUGGCCCGUUGCCAGAGCAGUGUCGUCUGAUGCAUAUCCAGCCUCCCAAGAAGAAGAAUAAGCACAAGCACAAACAGAGCCGCACUCAGGACCCUGUCCCUCCAGAAACACCAUCUGAUUCAGAUCACAAGAAGAAGAAAAAGAAAAAAGAGGAGGAUCCUGAGCGAAAAAGAAAGAAGAAAGAGAAGAAGAAGAAGAAGAACCGACACAGUCCAGACCACCCAGGUAUGGGCAGCUCCCAGGCCAGCAGCAGCAGUAGCCUUCGCUAACAGGGCCACUGGACUUUGCCAAGGAAGACUUCCCUGUUAUACUCAGCCUGCUUACGAAACUCUUCCAGGCGUUUGGACACUGCUGUGGGAGCAUCCAACAGCUGUGCUUGUGGCUAACACACUUUAGAGAAGGACCAUAUAUUUUUAUGGUUUAGCCCAAUUGGCUUUUUCAAGGAUAUCCCUUCUCACAAGAAGCUAUUCUUUUUUUUUUUCUCAGCCUCUUUGACUCCAGGACUUUUUUGUAAGUGUUUAACAGACUGGCUAGUUAACGUAUGGCUGCGUUUUAAGAGGCAAGUGCUAUUCUACUUGAGUCAAUUUAAGAUCAGGCACCGCAUACAUUUUGGAUAUUGCCAUCACAGUAUCUUCUUAGCCUGCUGGGAAAUCAAAAUGAGAGCAGAGCAACACAAUUUGCAGUGUUUUCCGCCCAGACAUAAAAUACUCUGCCCAUAAUGCUCAGAGCCAAGUGCUUGGAUAUCUUCAGACUCCCUCAGGAAAGCUGGCCUAAUAAGGUUUAUGCCCUUGUUGAUAUACCACAGGGAACUGGUGAUCCACAAUCACCAGUAGAUUUUAGCAGAAAAAAAAAAAAAUCAAAAAACAACUUGUGUUUGUCCCAUAAUGCUCCCACAUUUUUCUGGGGCCUGAUCCACCCUUGUGUACACUAGUUUAUCUUUUCCUCUCCCUUUUUUCCAUGUGUGCUUUUUAGAUGAACCUUUGGCAAGAAGUUUAAUGUUUCUCUUA